Molecule: messenger RNA, 699 nt
Organism: Andrographis paniculata
Lineage: Eukaryota; Viridiplantae; Streptophyta; Magnoliopsida; Lamiales; Acanthaceae
Product: heat shock factor-binding protein-like
Exons: 5
Coding region: 132-392 (86 amino acids)
Biological process (GO): cellular heat acclimation
Cellular component (GO): nucleus; cytosol
Molecular function (GO): transcription corepressor activity
Source: RefSeq, a predicted model, not a curated record
AAAUUUUGAAAUCCGUUCUCUCGAUCAGGCGUUUCAAAAUUCCAACGAGAUUUCGAAAUUUGAACUCACAAUUUCAAAUCUGAUAAUUCCGAUUUCUCUCGAUUGCAGAUUUCGGGAAAGCUCUCGGAGAAAUGGAUGGGACUGAUAAUGCUAAACAGAGCACCGCUGAUAUGUCUGCAUUUGUGCAAAACCUUCUUCAGCAAAUGCAAUCCAGGUUUCAAACAAUGUCGGAAUCCAUCAUUUCAAAGAUUGAUGAGAUGGGAAACCGAAUUGAUGAAUUAGAGCAGAGCAUCAACGAUCUCAGAACUGAGAUGGGUCAAGAAUAUUCUGCAUCUCCUUCAGCUUCUCCAUCGACUAGGGAAGAACCCAACUCGGGCAAAGAUAAUUUAUGAAACAAGAGUACCUUACUACUUCCCUGCUUUAUCGUUGUCUCAUUUGCUCGUGUGUUGUUUCUAUCCUUACCAGUCUCACAUCUGAUUUGCAGUUAUAAUUAUUAUCAUUCUUGAACAAUACUAUUUUCAAAAGUCUCAGCCAUUUACUAUUGUUCGAAAGCGAAAUAUACUUGGUGUGGUUAGUGCAUUUGGAUGUAUGAUCUAUUAUUGUUUGUUUGUGUUAGAACAUGAAAUAUUCAAGAAUUCAUUGCAUAUGAUGGUGAUAUGGUAUAAAUUUGAAUGCUGGAAUUUCAUGUAGUUUCCAUUA